Molecule: messenger RNA, 3982 nt
Organism: Benincasa hispida (wax gourd)
Lineage: Eukaryota; Viridiplantae; Streptophyta; Magnoliopsida; Cucurbitales; Cucurbitaceae
Product: cation/H(+) antiporter 3-like
Biological process (GO): regulation of pH; proton transmembrane transport
Cellular component (GO): endomembrane system; membrane
Molecular function (GO): antiporter activity
Source: RefSeq, a predicted model, not a curated record
CUUGUUCAUUGUCAUUGUAAACAACAAUGCAAUUGAAUAAGAAUUUAACAAGUACAAUAAUUUGUAUAAAUCUUCCACCUAAUGUAAAUUCCAAAGGUUUAUGGGUUCAAUUUAAUGAUCCUCAAUGGUGGCUCAAUUCCUCUUUGCCUCUUCUUGAGUUUCAAUUGAUUUUGUUCUGCUUUUCCUUAGCAAUUACAAGUCAUUUCCUCAGGCGUUUCAGAAUCUCCAAGCUUUCCUCUCAAAUUCUUAUUGGAUUGGCAUUUGGGUGUUGGUGGAAUCAAUGGGAGGAGGGAAAAACAAUGGUUUUGAAUGUAGAAAGUCAAGAUGUUCUUGCAUUACUUGCAGAUUUUGGGUACACAUUGUUUUUAUUUCUAAGUGCAGCAAAACAAGAUGUAACAAUGACAAUGAGAACAGGAAAACAUGCAUUACUCAUAGGCAUUUCAGCCAUAGUAAUCCCUUUAGUCACAGGAUCAUUCCUUAAGAAUAUGCUUUAUGAAAACACCCUAUUAACAAAGGAACAAAAUAAACUCCUCCCCAUGUUGAUUGGGUUCCAUGGGAUUACUUCAUUUCCUGUUGUUGCUUCACUUGUAAAAGAGCUUCAUAUUGUGAACUCAGAAUUGGGGCGUUUAGGCCUUUCCUCUGCUUUGGUCAGUGACAUUAUAGGUGGCUUCACUCUCAUCGCAAUCGGCCAGGCUAACAGAUUCAAUUAUAAUUUAGCAGACCCUACCAGAGCCAUAGCUGAAUUUGGUGCCUUACUACUCUUUUUACUUCUGGUCAUCUUUGUGUUUAGGCCUAUAAUGCUUUGGAUUGUCAAACAAACACCUCAAGGAAUGCCUGUGAAGAGCUGUUACAUUGAAGGGGUUGUUUUUUUGGCUCUUUCUUCAACCAUUUUGGCAAAUUUUACAGGCCAGGCUUCCAUUAUUGGGCCUUAUAUUUUGGGGUUGGCUAUUCCUGAUGGAGCUCAUUUAGCAUCUACACUUGUUGAUAGAAUUGAGUGUCUUGUUGAAAAUGUGUUUAUGCCUAUUUUGGUCAUUACCUGUGCUUUGAGAGCUGAUUUUUCUAAGAUCUCAUCCUCCACUUUUGAACCCGUUUUCACUAAAUUGAACAUUAUUCUCAGUUUUGUGAUUUUUGCUGUCAAAGUUCUGGGUUCUCUUUUGUCUUCCAAGUAUUGCAAGUUGCCUUUCAAGGAUGCUUUGGCACUUUCUCUCAUUAUCAGCAGCAAAGGUUCUGUGGAAUUGGUUUCAUACACAAUUACCAGAGACUACGGUGGCAUUGACAAUGGCCUUUUUGGAUUCUGCAUUCUUUGGAUAUUUAUCAUUGCUACAUUGGUGCCAAUUGCAGUGAGAGGGUUGUAUGAUCCUUCAAGGAAAUAUGCUGGAUAUCAAAAUAGGGACAUCAUGCAUUUGAAUUCCUCCUCCGACGAGCUUCGACUACUCGUCUGCAUUCAUCGAAAUGUAAAUAUUAGUGCCAUUGUUCAACUUUUAAAUCUCUCGUGCCCUACUGCCGAGAACCCAAUCGCCGUUCAUAUAUUCCAUCUCAUCGAGCUUCCUGGUCGGAUUGCUCCCAUCUUCAUUUCUCACAGACUACAAAAUGGCCCCCUCAACAAUCGCUCCUACUCACGACAAAUCAUUCAAUCUUUCGAUCGGUUUGAGAGAGAGAAUGAAGGGAUAGUGUAUGUCGAAUGCUUCACUGCAAUCUCACCAUGCACGGUCAUGCACGACGAAGUAUGCACCUUGGCACUCGACAAGGUUGCAUCGCUUAUAAUACUUCCUUUCCACAUAACAUGGACCUUGGAUGGUUAUAUUGAUGAAGAUGACAACAAGAUCAGGACAUUGAACUACAGUGUCCUUGAAAGGGCUCCUUGUUCGGUCGGCAUCUUCACCGACCGAGGAAAUUUAGGACUCAUCGGAGCAAGGACGUCAUCAUCGAGAAUGAGAGGUACGUACUCUGUGUGUGUGAUUUUCUUGGGAGGGAGGAUGAUAGGGAGGCAUUAUCAUUUGCGAAACGUAUGGUAAGUGACUUAAGAGUCGAGUUGACGGUGCUCCGACUACAAGCACCUCUAGAAGAUGAAAAUAGAUCAAAGUCAAACAAGAACUUGGACGAUAUAAUUGAUGGAGAAGUUAUUAAAGAUUUUAUAGCCAAGUGUUUGGGAGAAGAGAGAAUUGUGUAUGUAGAGGAUGCGUGUAGAGAUGGGCAAGAAACAACAUUCAUACUUAAAAAGAUAGUAGAUUUGUUUGAUCUUAUGAUAGUAGGAAGAAGAAAUGGGUUAGAAUCACCUCAAACUGCUGGUCUUGAUGAAUGGAGUGAAUUUCCAGAGCUUGGACUUCUUGGAGAUUUGAUUGCUUCAACUGACAUCAACACUAGAGCUUCUUUGUUAGUAAUACAACAACAAAAACUCUCAUAAUUCAGAUUCAAUUGUUCAUUUAAAUAUAUGAAUAAAGGAAUUAGUUACAAAUAUGGGACAUGAAAUGUAAGGAUCCGAGUUCAGAAGGGGUACAUGAAUGAACCGAUAUCACAUCUGAAUGAGAGGGAUCCUAAGGACAUGAAAGUAUGGUUAAGAAAAACUUAAAAGAAUUGAAAGUUACUACCUAUACUAAUAAGGUGCACUUUCCUUUUCAAUGACUCAAUUAUAAAAACUCCAAAGUUAGGCGUGCUUUCCUUGGAGCAAUCCUAUGUUGGGUGACCUCCUAGGAAUUUUCCUAGGACUCAUGUGAUUGAGGACAAAGAAUCUUAAAAGGACCUGUAUUAGUUUGUGGGGACAACUUCCGCUAGAGAUACAACUUCUACUAGAGAAAAUUCGAAUUUCGAAUCCUGGUCCUGAGGCGUUACAUGAAAUUUUGAAUUUCAACCUAAAAGAAAUAGUACAUAGGUCCCCAUUAGUAAGUAGCUAUGCUCAUGUUGGUGAAAACAGUCCUUAGGCUUUUUUUUGUUUCCUCUUUUUCUUGUAAAUUGCAGAAAAUCCUCGGUAGAGAGGUUUUACUUAUUUGUUUGUAUAUAUUCAUAGCUCUUUCAUUGAGUCAUUUAUUUAUUAACUUAUUAUUAUAGAUUCAAUAUAUACAUGAUGAGAUAAUGGUUUCUCCUCCUUUGAGAAUUUUACAAUUAAUUAUUGAGGCAAAAUAACUAAGCUAUAGUGUUCAAUGAAUGCUGAAACUCUGUAGACUGACCUUUUUGCUUCAUAACAAUAAAAGGAUGAAUGAAAAGAUUCAGAGAGUAAGGAAGAAUAAACACACAAAAUUAUUGUUAGGCCUGCUUCUUCUUCGAUGGGCCUGCUUCUGCAAAAGAGGAAAUAUUUUAGCCCAAAUGAUGAAAAAUAAAAAAGGCCCUUUUACCUUGAUCCAAUUUUUGAAGCCCUGAUUCUUUGCCCUAAAAAUUCUUGGUUGGUAGAGAACUAGGUUGAGAAUUGACUACGAUUUUCCAGCUGAUGGCUAGCACGUGGAUGAUCCCACUGAAAUUUUGUCUCAUGGAAAAAAUGAAAUGACUUUGUUUCUGAUGGGUGCAAAAAUGAAAUUUCUUUCUCUCUCUAUCUUUCAGAUUCUCUCGGACUACCGCAUUUCUAUAUUCUUUCUUUCUUCUAACCCUAAUGAGUUUUCUUUGAUUUGUGCGAUUAUUUAUGAGUAAACGAUGAGGAAGCUUGCAGUUGGGUAGACGAAGGCAGAAGAAAGGAUGUAGACGAUCAUGCAAUCUUGUAGACGAUUGCUCGAAGAAAGAUGUACGAUCACACGGUCGUGUAGACGAUUGCUUGUAAGAAGGUAAACGUUCACGCAAUCGUGUAGACGAUUGCUUUAAAGAAAAGGUAGACGAUCGUUCUGUUCUACUAGACGAUACGAAGAGAAAAGGUAAACGAUGGACGAUCUUGUAGACGAUGAGAAGAGAAGAAGAAAAUACACUACAAUAUACAUGGUUCGGCUAUGAAAGUCUAUGCCCACAGGAAGGAGAUAGUUUUAUUAUGAAGCUAAGUCACAGACCCUUUUUCUUUACAGAU